AUGGAUGAUAUUUUUUCUAUUUUUAAAAAGAAGCACAAAGCAAAAAAGAGAGCAUCUAACACAGAUAGAAUAGAAAACAAAAAUGAAACAAAAAGUUUAUUCAACUUAAAUAAGAAAACCCAAAGAAGAGCUCAUAAUGAAGAUGAUUCACUUAAUUAUUAUAACAAAUAUGAUAAAACAACAAAAGAUAAAAUAUAUAAUGAUAUAGAAAAUACAAUUACUAUUGAAUUUCCUCCUUUACCUUGUAAAAAUUCAGAAUUAUGUGUGUCUUUUUACUAUAUUCAAUACUUGAGAAAUCAACUAAUAUAUGGAAAUAAAAAUAUUAAAAUUGACGAAAAUACAAAAAUGAUAGCUGAGUCAUUAUUAGAUAAAAUAGAAAAUCAUAUUUAUGAGCUAGAAUUUAACAAAAAUAAUGAAGAAAAAAACAAAAAUGAAAUUAAAAUUGUUAUAUUUAAAGCUAUUUAUGAUAGAUAUUAUAAAAUAUUUACUACAUUUAUUGCAUAUUCAGAAAUUAUACCACUUCCCAAUAAUUUAUAUCAAUAUGUUUUAAAUAAUGGGGUAUAUAUAAGAUCUAAAAAAAGUAAUGAUUUUAAUAGUAGAGAAAAUAUUCAUAAUAUAUAUUCCUACUUAGAUAAUAUAGAAGUAGGAGAUAAUGAUUUAUCAGUUAAUAAUGAAAAAAUAUAUAUUGAUAAUAUUGAUAUAAGCAGACCUACUAUAAUUAAUAAAUCAUUAAUAAAUAUUGAUAUUGAUAUUGAAUAUCUUCCUUUAAAAUUUAACUCUUCUUAUUAUUAUAACAACAUACAAUAUGCAAAACUAUUUUUAAAUGAUGCCAUAAAUAUGUCUUUAUAUGAUAAAGCAUUAGGUGAAUUAAUUGUAGUUAAAGCUCUUGUAGAUAUUCCAUUUGGUUUUGAAAUAAAAGAAAUGAAAGCUGGAGAAAGACAAUGGAUGCCAAUUUAUUUAGCUAUUUUUCUUUCCUCUUUUACCUAUGUUGAUGUUGAAUUUCCUUUUUGGUUUUAUAUAAAAAAUUUUAUAAAUAUAAAAGAGGAAGAAUAUAAAAAUCCAAAUGAAUUAUUUGAAUUACCAUCACCAUAUUUUUUUGAAAUUUGUUUUAUGUUUAUUGAUCAAAAAAUUUUUUCAAAAGCUACUCCUAUUGAAACUGUAGGACAAAAAAGCUUUUUUAAAUAUAUAGCAAAAGUUGCAGGUUAUAUUGAAGAUAUUAAACAUUGUAGAGCUGAAAAAAUUAUAAAACAUUUAGAAGAACAAAAUGUCCAUUCUACUCAUAUUUAUAUUAAAAAUUUACAAUAUUCAGAAACUUAUCUAAUUAAUUUAUCUUUAUAUAGCUUUUGGAAGUAUGACGAAUAUAUAAAUGAAAAAGUAAAUAAUAUUGAUUUCACAUCAUAUUUAUUAGAACCAUUCAUAAAAGAAGAUAGUGAUAAUGAUGAAAAUGUUCUACAAGAUUUAUAA
Plasmodium gallinaceum is the source of this 1464-nucleotide messenger RNA. Its product is annotated as conserved Plasmodium protein, unknown function. The record is from RefSeq and is a predicted model, not a curated record. The coding region runs from base 1 to 1464 and encodes 487 amino acids. The transcript has 3 exons. Gene Ontology annotation, biological process: DNA replication; double-strand break repair via break-induced replication. NCBI's taxonomy places the organism in Eukaryota, Apicomplexa, Aconoidasida, Haemosporida, Plasmodiidae. Gene Ontology annotation, cellular component: nucleus; GINS complex.